CGUGACGGACGUGCGUUGACAUCGGUCGCUCGCUUCCACGUGGAGGCAGAGCCUCGAGCUGCUGUCGCCCCGAUGUGUAUCUUGCCGCGCGCGUAGUUUCGCGUAGUUUCGAGUGGCGACGUUGAGGUUGAUUGAUCGACGAGAUAUCGCGCCUCUCGAAUUUUUCCGCGAUCGCGUUGGACGCGCGAGAGUGAAUCCUUGAGCGGAAAGACGCGCCGUGCGCCUAACUUCAGAGUGCAGUGACACACGAUCGAGCUUGAGCGUCAGUGAGACUCGGUGGACGGUGAGAGUGGAUUGUACCUGGAAUUUGGAUUACUUGAAACACGAUACGUCGCGUGGAGGUGAGGGCUGCGUCGUCGCUGCAUCGUGUGCCACAGGAGGACAGCCGCCGUGGGGAUCGAAGCAGAACAAGGUGACCGUCGCCGAUACGGGAAACGGGACCGGAAGUCUCGUGCCUCUCGCAGCGGCCUCGUCCUGCCGGACGGGGGGCAAAUCGGGUGGCAGCGUUCGUCGACGAGCACCGACGAUGAGCUAGCGACACCAUCAUGCGUAAGAUGAAGCAGCGCGUGCUGCACGCCUGGCCAUGGUUGUGGCUGUGGCUGUUCGCGGCCACGGCCGGCUCUCCGUCUUCCGUGUCGACGACUUUUCUACCGCCCCGCGACAGCGGAGGCGAGGGCGGAGGCGGCGACGGGUCGGCGAUGAAGUUGUCGAUUGGCACCGCGACGACCCCGGCGCCCUUCGAGGACGACGCGAGUGUCGCGAAGACGAAAGUCGACUUUCGUUUCACUCGACCCCUGUACAACGUCUCCAUUCCCGAGAAUUCCAUCGGCAAGACGUACGUCGUGCCCGACGAGAGGAUGGGCAUCAAGCUCGCGUCCGCCGACAGUGACGUCGACAUCAAGUUCCGUAUAGUGAGCGGUGACCGCGACAAGUUCUUCAAGGCGGAGGAGCGCACGAUCGGCGACUUUUGCUUCCUCCUCAUUCGGACUCGAACUAGUAACGUCGACGUGCUGAAUCGCGAGCGCAAGGACCGCUACGUCCUCGAGGUGCGCGCGACCUCGAACGGACACGACGGUAAAAACGGAGCGGCGAUCGCGGACGCGACGGUGGUGGUGACGAUCCUCGACACGAACGAUCUCAAUCCGCUCUUCUAUCCGAUCGAGUACGAGACCACCGUGAUGGAGGACACGCCUUUGCAUCGCAGUAUACUCAGGGUAAUCGCCGAGGACGCCGAUCUCGGCAGAAACGGCGAGAUUUAUUAUAGCUUCGCCGAGGAGACCGAUCAGUUUGCCGUUCAUCCGGUCAGCGGCGUAAUAACGAUCACGAGACCACUCAGGUACGCGGAACGCGCCAUACACGAGCUAGUAGUCUUAGCGAAGGAUCGCGGUGCUCUGUUUCGCAGCGUGGGUACCAACCACGCGAGCACCGCGAGGGUCACGAUCAAGGUGAAGCAGGUGAAUCUUUACGCGCCCGAGAUCUACGUUCACCAGCUGCCCGAGAUCGUGGAGAACUCGAACGCCGACAUUUACGCGAUCGUGCGGGUGAUCGACCGCGACAAGGAUGUGCACGGGCAGAUCGCGAGCCUGGACAUCGUGGGCGGGGACCCGGCCGGUCACUUCAGGGUGCGCCCGGUCGGCGGGCCGCACUCUGGCGAGUACAACAUCGAGGUGCUGCACCUGCUCGAUCGCGAGACCGCGCUGCAGGGUUACAAUCUCACCCUGCGCGCGAUGGACCGGGGAGUGCCGCAGCGAUACAGCUACAAAUUCGUGCCGGUGCACUUGACCGACAUGAACGACAACGCGCCGGUGUUCAGCCGCGAGAUUUACGAGGUCAAGGUACCGGAAACGGCGCCCAUCAACACGCCGAUCAUCAGACUCAAGGUAACAGACGCGGACGAGGGUAGAAACGCCCUGGUCUACCUCGAGAUAGUGGGCGGCAACGAGGGUGGCGAGUUUUACGUGAACGCCGAGACCGGGAUGUUGUACACUGCCGUGGAACUGGACGCCGAGAAGAAGGCGUUUUACACGCUCACGGUAUCGGCGAUCGAUCAGGGUAACGCGGGCACUAGAAAGCAAUCCUCGGCCAAGGUGAAGAUCAAUGUGGUCGAUACCAACGACAACGAUCCGACCUUCGAUCAGCCGGAAAUGGAGGUGUGGUUGGACGAGAACGAGCCUGCCGGCACGUCCGUCGUACGAGUGACGGCGAAAGAUCGCGAUUCCGGCGAGAACGCCUACAUAUCUUACAGCAUCGACAACCUGAAGAAGGUGCCGUUCGAGAUCGACCAUUUCUCCGGUAUCGUCAAGACGAAACAGGUGCUCGAUUACGAGACCAUGAAGCGGGAGUAUCUGCUCCAUGUGCGAGCCAGCGAUUGGGGCCUGCCUUAUCGCCGCCAGGCGGAGAUGCAGCUGCGGGUGAAACUGCGCGACGUGAACGACAAUCGACCGCAGUUCGAGCGAAUCGACUGCGUCGGCCACGUGCCGCGAUACGUGUCGAUCGGUUCCGAGAUCAUCACCGUGUCCGCCAUCGACUUCGACGCCGGGAACAUUGUCAGCUAUCGGAUAGUCUCCGGUAAUUCCGACGGUUGCUUCGCCCUGGACUCGGUCAGCGGCGUCCUAUCGGUCGCCUGCGACCUGUCGGACAUCAAGGCCAGCGAGAGGACCAUCAACGUUACCGCUACCGAUGGCACGCACUUUGCCGACGUCAAUCCCGUGCACAUGCAUCUCGUGAACGCCAAGCGGAACCUGGGCUCGCAAGCGAGGAUCCUCACGGACGAGACCGGCGCCUUCAAGUGCCACGAUACUGGUGUGGCACGCAGACUGACGGACGCGAUCGCUUCCGCGGAGAGGAACAACAUGCCAACGCGGAACGACGAGUACACCCUGAUACCGAGCCGUUACGGCGAGAACAUGCACGCGCCCGAGUUCAUCGAUUUUCCAAGCGAGAUACGGGUCAACGAGUCGCUCAAGCUCGGCACGACCCUCGUGCGAAUACGCGCCCGCGAUCGCGAUCUCGAUUACAACGGCAAGCUCGUCUUCGUCAUCUCCAGCGGCGACCGCGAUUCCGUCUUCGGCAUCGAUCCGGACACCGGGGACCUGAACACGAUCGGUUACCUGGAUCGCGAGCGGGAGAGCGAGUAUUAUCUCAACAUAAGCGUGUUUGAUCUCGGCAAGCCGCAAAAGUCCGCCUCGAAGAUGCUGCCGGUGACCAUCCUGGACGUCAACGAUAAUGCACCCAAGUUUGAAAAGUCCCUGGCGAGCUUCAGGAUCUCGGAGACCGCGUUAAACGGCACCAACGUGUGGCGCGCGAACGCCACCGAUGCCGAUCUCGGCGACAACGCGCGCGUCACCUAUUCCCUGGUGACCGAGACCAACGACUUUCGCGUGGAUCCCGUGACGGGGGUGCUUAGCGUCUUCGGCAAGCUCGACAGGGAACGUCAGGAGAUAUACGAGCUGAGGAUUCGCGCGCGCGAUAACGGUGGAAAGGACACCGACACCCCGCCCCUCUAUUCGGAAGCGCUUGUCAGGGUGACGGUUGACGAUGUCAACGAUAACGCACCCACUUUUGCCCUGUCAACGUACAACGUCAAGAUCCGCGAGGACGUGCCGGUGUGGACCGUCGUGGCCGUCGUGGAUGCCACGGACCCCGACGAGGGCGCGGGUGGAGACGUGGAGUAUUUCCUGUCGGAUGCCAUGGAGAGCGAGGGCUUCUUCAAGGUCGACAAGGUCUCGGGGACGGUGAGGACGACUCAGAGCCUGGACUUUGAAGAACGGCAGGCGCACACGUUGACGAUAGUCGCGCGCGAUCGCGGUGAACCGUCCCUGUCCUCGGAGACGAUGCUCGUGAUCGAGGUGAUCGAUGUGAACGAAAACCUUUACUCGCCGGUUUUUGACGACUUUGUCGUGUCCGCGAGUGUCUUCGAGAAUCAACCGGUCGGCACCCUUGUUACUACGGUUCGGGCCAAGGACGCGGAUCCACCCGGGGGAGACUCCAAGGUUGGCUACAGCAUUCGAGGAGGCGACGGCAUCGGCAUCUUCUCCAUCGACGAUGAAGGUAAGAAAGAGCUGAGAAAAUUGUUUUCCCGAUUGUACGUGUCGAAUUCGAGACGCCACGGUUCACUUCCGUUCGAUUUCGACGGGGGGUGGGAUCGGAAGGUGGCGGCGAGGGGUAGGUGA
Molecule: messenger RNA, 4172 nt
Organism: Camponotus floridanus (Florida carpenter ant)
Lineage: Eukaryota; Metazoa; Arthropoda; Insecta; Hymenoptera; Formicidae
Product: fat-like cadherin-related tumor suppressor homolog
Exons: 4
Coding region: 546-4172 (1208 amino acids)
Biological process (GO): homophilic cell-cell adhesion
Cellular component (GO): catenin complex; plasma membrane
Molecular function (GO): calcium ion binding; cadherin binding
Source: RefSeq, a predicted model, not a curated record